Molecule: messenger RNA, 2067 nt
Organism: Monoraphidium neglectum
Lineage: Eukaryota; Viridiplantae; Chlorophyta; Chlorophyceae; Sphaeropleales; Selenastraceae
Exons: 9
Coding region: 1-2067 (688 amino acids)
Biological process (GO): DNA-templated transcription
Cellular component (GO): nucleus
Molecular function (GO): transcription corepressor activity
Source: RefSeq, a predicted model, not a curated record
AUGGGCUCGCGCGAGGUGUUCCGGGCUUUCGAGGCCCUGCUGGACAAGAGCCAAAAGAGCUUCAACAAGCUGCGGGACCUGCCCCCGUAUGGCAACAGCCAGUGGGAGCGCCACUUCCAGAAGGCCUUCCAUGUCUACUCGAAGCUCUGGAAGUUUCAGCAGGAGAACAGGGAGCUGCUCAUGAGCCGCGGCAUGGAGCGCUGGGAGAUCGGCGACAUCGCCUCAAAGAUAGGGCAGCUCUACUACAACUACUACCUGCGCACCAGCGAGAUACGCUUCCUCCACGAGUCGUACGUCUUCUACGAGGCCAUACGCUCACGGUCAUACUUUGCUCAGGCGAGCCGGGCAGGCCUAGCGAUCAAGCAGCUGCGAUACUUUGCGCGCUUCAUCAUCAUCUGCCUGCUGCUCAGCAGGCGCGAGGAGGUUUGGCAGUUGCUGCAGGAGUUCCAGGCCCUCAUAUCAUCCUACAUACUCAAGUACUCACCACCGGACGCGAACGAGUGGCGUGGGGUCAUACAGGAGGUCACCACCUUCCUCAACGCUGACGUGGCCAUGCCCAUGCCGCGCUCGCCCGGCGCGGCGCUGCCAUUCCGCGUGAGCCUGCGCUGCGGCCUCAGCGCGCCCGAGGUGAAGCUGGCGCCACACCGGCCGAUGCUGCUGCACGCAGUUCUGGCCAGCUACUACCCGCGGCAGGUCAAGAUUGCGGAGCUGCCGCUGGACAGCUUCCGCAUGCUGCAGGCACUGGAGUGGGAGGACGCCUACAGCGGCAGCGCGCCCCCACCGGGGGAGCACCCCAUGCCAAUCGCCGGCGGCGGCGGCGCAGCAGGCCGGGAAAAGGCCGCGACGGCGUCGGUCGCGGCGGCCGCAGUGGUCGCGGCGGCCAAGGGCUCAAGCAGCGGCGGCGGCGGCGGCGGCGGCGGCGGCGGCGGGGAGGGCGGCGGCGGCGGCGGCGGCAGUGGCGGCGAUGCGAGCUCCUCCGGGCCGGCCAGCCUGGUGGGCGCGAGCGGCGGCAGCACGGGCGGCGGUGGCAGCGCGGCCGCGGGCGUUGGCCCGGGCGGGGCGCCCUCUCUGUACGAGAACCCUUCAAAGCACCUGGUGUACCGCCCCUCCGUGCUGCAUCUGCUGUCCAUACUGACGACCACCAUGGAGGUGCUGCCGCGCGACGGCGUGCUGCUGCUGCACCUCUCAGCCUCCAGCGGCCGCGGGGAGCUCAAGGGCGGCGGCGCCUUUGCCAGCACCAGCAACUUGGUGGCGGCGGACGGGGCGGCGGCAGCGGCGGCGGGGGCGGCUGCCGACCCGGAGGGCGCGUCGCAGCCGGACAGCAUGAGUGACGUCAGCGGGCUGAGCAUAGGGGCGCUGACCGUGUCUAAUGCCGGAACGGAGGCGGGGCUCAACCUUGGACCGUCUAAGGCGCUGGACUCUGCUGACGCCUACCUGAGCCCGGAGGACCUGGCCCACCUGACGCGCCGCACCCUGUUCCUGGUGGUGGACGGUGACAACGCCCGCAGCUUCACACGGCUGCAGGGCCUGGAGGUCUCUCGCGCUGUCUUCUGCCUCAUGAGCCCCUCAGCGCGCCCCCCCGAGCUGGGUGAUGUCACCAAGACCGGCGGCCUGCUGACGCUGUUCCUGUCGGGGCCCCUCUCCGCAUUCUGCCUGGCGGCCGGCAACACAGACCCCUCAGUGCAGCAGCUGGUGGACCUGCAGGCAACCAUGGGCCAGAUCCUGGCGCAGUGGGGGGCGCUGCUGCUGCGCGCCUUCCAGGCCCCCGCCGGCCCCUCCGCGCGCUCCCCCUGGGCCCCUCUCUUCCGCGACGCCCUGCUGCGCCGCCAGAUCCUGCGCUUCGUGCUCUGCCGCGCCACGCUCGGCCUGCACACAACCGUCGGCGCCAGCGCCGCCAACCUGCCGCGCUGCUUCCCGGACAUGCCGAAGGAGGUGGCGCCGGACUCGCCCGAAAUUGCGGAGGGCGUGGCGAAGCUGGCCGCGUGCCUCGGGCGCGCGCGCGUGUUUGGGAAGAAGGCGCUCGCGGUCGGCGGCGGCGGCAGCCCCAUGUCUGUCGGGACGCAGUAG